Molecule: messenger RNA, 5036 nt
Organism: Trachemys scripta elegans
Lineage: Eukaryota; Metazoa; Chordata; Testudines; Emydidae
Gene: LRIG2
Product: leucine rich repeats and immunoglobulin like domains 2
Exons: 18
Coding region: 270-3158 (962 amino acids)
Molecular function (GO): protein binding
Source: RefSeq, a predicted model, not a curated record
GGUCGCGGCGGGGGGCGCUGCCCCUGCUGCUCUUGCUGUGGGUGUGCGCGGCCGGGGAGCCGCCCGGCGAGGCCUGCGCCGCGCCCUGCUCCUGCCGCCGCGGCCUGCUGGACUGCAGCCGCCACCGCCUGCCGGGGGGGCCCGGCCCGGGCCGCCGGAGGAUCCCGCCGCUGCCCGCCGGCACCACGGGCCUGGAUUUAAGUCAUAAUCACUUACUGUCCUCUAACUGGAGCAUUGGUUUGUCUAUUCACACACUGCAAGAAGUGAAGAUGAAUUACAAUGAGCUAAGCGAAAUUCCCUACUUUGGAGAACCAACUUCUAAUAUUACUAUUCUGUCAUUAGUACACAAUACAAUUCCAGAGAUAAAUGCUGAGCAGCUCCAACUUUACCUUUCGUUGGAGAACCUAGACCUUAGCUCUAACCUCAUAUCAGAAAUUAAAGCUUCUUCAUUCCCACGAAUGCAGUUGAAGUACCUGAAUCUGAGUAACAACAGAAUAACUACCCUAGAAGCAGGCUGCCUUGAUAACUUAUCCAGUUCUCUAGUGGUGGUGAAACUAAACAGAAACAGAAUUAGUAUGAUUCCACCAAAGAUCUUCAAAUUGCCUCACGUGCAGUUCCUGGAACUUAAAAGGAACCGGAUUAAAAUAGUGGAAAGUCUUACAUUCCAGGGACUGGAAUCCUUAAAGUCAUUAAAAAUGCAGCGCAAUGGGAUUAGCAAACUAAUGGAUGGAGCAUUCUUUGGAUUGGAUAAUAUGGAAGAACUAGAACUGGAACAUAAUAACCUGACAGAAAUAAACAAGGGCUGGUUGUAUGGCUUACGAACGUUGCAACAACUCUACAUUAGCCAAAAUGCCAUUAACAGGAUCAGUCCAGAUGCAUGGGAAUUCUGCCAAAGACUUUCUGAACUAGACUUGUCGUACAACCAGCUGACCCGUCUGGAUCAGUCUGCCUUUGUGGGACUUGGCUUAUUGGAGAAAUUAAAUCUGGGUGACAACAGAAUCAUUCACAUUGCCGAUGGUGUCUUUAAAGGGCUGUCAAAUCUUCAAACUCUAGAUUUGCGGAACAACGAGAUCUCUUGGGCCAUAGAAGAUUCGAAUGAAGCCUUUGCAGGUCUCAGCAGACUCAACAAAUUAAUCUUGCAAGGAAACCAGAUCAAAUCAAUUACAAAGAAAGCAUUCUCUGGUCUUGAAGCACUUGAACAUCUAGAUUUGAACAACAAUGCAAUAAUGUCUAUCCAAGAAAAUGCUUUUGCUCGGACUCACUUUCGUGAAUUGAUGUUGAACACCAGCAGCCUACUCUGUGACUGCCAGUUGAAAUGGCUGCUUCAGUGGCUCAUUGACAGCCAUUUACAACAGGCUGUAAAUGUUAGCUGUGCUCACCCCGAAUGGCUAGCGGGACAAAGCAUUCUCAAUGUGAAUCCUGAAGACUUUGUCUGUGAUGACUUUCCUAAACCACAGAUAAGAGUACAUCCUGAGAGCACAAUUGCUCUAAGAGGCAUGAAUGUGACUUUGACUUGCACUGCAGUAAGCACCAGUGAUUCACCAAUGUCCACUGCAUGGCGUAAAGACAGUGAAAUAUUGUAUGAUGCAGAAGUUGAGAAUUUUGCCAGGUAUCAGCAGCAAGAUGGAGAGGUCCUUGAGUACACCACAGUCCUGCAUCUUUUCAAUGUGAAUUUCACCGAUGAAGGAAAAUACCAGUGCAUUGUCACCAAUCACUUUGGUUCCAAUUAUUCUAACAAAGCCAAACUGACUGUCAAUGAGCUGCCUUCCUUUCUGAAAACCCCUAUGGAUCUAACUAUCCGUACUGGGGCCAUGGCCCGACUUGAGUGUGCUGCUGAGGGCCACCCCUCUCCCCAGAUCUCCUGGCAGAAAGAUGGUGGCACAGACUUCCCUGCAGCACGAGAGAGGCGAAUGCAUGUUAUGCCUGAAGACGACGUGUUCUUCAUUGCAAAUGUAAAAAUAGAAGAUAUGGGACUCUAUAGCUGUAUGGCACAAAACAUCGCAGGAGGUCUAUCCGCAAAUGCCACACUGACGGUGCUAGAAACUCCUUCGUUUGUCAGGCCUCUGGAAGACAGGACAGUAACCCGAGGUGAAACUGCCGUGUUGCAGUGUAUAGCUGGUGGCAGUCCAGCCCCUCGCCUGAACUGGACUAAAGAUGAUGGGCCCCUGACAGUAACAGAACGACACUUCUUUGCUGCUGCCAAUCAACUCCUUAUCAUUGUGGAUGCUGGGUUAGAGGAUGCUGGGAAAUAUACGUGCAUUAUGUCCAACACACUUGGCACAGAGCGUGGCCAUAUUUACCUAAAUGUAUUAUCUUCCCCAAAUUGUGAUUCCUCCCAAAGUGGUAUUUUACAUGAGGAAGAUGGCUGGACGACAGUUGGCAUUGUGAUUAUUGUUGUAGUCUGCUGUGUUGUGGGCACCUCUUUGGUAUGGGUUAUAGUUAUAUAUCACAUGCGAAGAAAAAGUGAAGACUACAGCAUCACUAACACAGAGGAGAUGAAUUUACCUGCAGAUAUUCCCAGUUAUUUAUCCUCCCAAGGAACUCUUUCUGAACCUCAAGAAGGCUACAGCAACUCAGAGGCAGGAAGCCAUCAACAGCUUAUGCCUCCUGCAAACGGCUAUGUGCACAAGGGAACAGAUGGUGGCACAGGGCCAUUAGUGAUCUGCUCAGAUUGUUACGACAAUGCAAACAUCUACUCCAGGACCCGUGAGUACUGUCCUUAUGCAUACAUCACAGAAGAGGACCCACUGGAUCACACAUUGUCCGGUCUCAUGGUACAAGUGCCCAAGGAGACCUAUCCAACACACACCCAACAUGAAGCCAGCACUCUGGAUAGUCUUAUAGUAGACAGAGAAACGUCUGCCUUUCUUACCCAUCAUGACCGAAUAAGUGAGAAGAAACUCUCAUCCCAGCAGACUAAUAAUGAACCUUUUCAGCUACCCUUAUGGGGACUAAACAGAGACCUAGGGUUGUCGCACUCACGCUUCCCACAGCAGCAGUCAAUCCAUGAGGAGGCCCCUCAAGCUCUCCGAAGUGAGGGAGUCAUUGAUGGUGAGAGAGAACAGGCUGUUUCGUCCAGACCUUGCCACAGGUUACGUGAACAUAACUUUGAUUUUAACAGGACUCGGAACAUUCAGGAAUUUAGUGAAGCCACAUAAAAAACAGCAAAGUGAAGCUUUGGAAGCAAAUUCAGAUCAACUGACUUUGUAUUUUCUACCUCAGGAUUAACCCCUUGCCCAAAGAUGCUGUAUACACAUGUCUACAAUUACAAGCUGAGUGGACCAAGACAGACUCUCUCAGCUAGGAGUGGGAUGAUGGCACAAGCUUUUGUCUCUUGGAUUUACUUGUGUUGGAAAGAUGGGGAUCCACAGCAUUAAUUUAUGGUUGGACAAUUUUGGUGAAUGAAGUGAACUCCACUACAAGAGUAUUGGAAGGCAUGAGCAUAAUGAUGUCAUAUCAACACAGGCUGUCUGUUCUGAAAUUCUAUCAAGAAGGCUUAGCUGUUUCAUGUUGCCUUUCAUGCUCCCCAUAGAAUUCUCCAGUAAUUGCAAGCAUACAGCUCUUGGCCAGCUUUCUGAUCCUUUAGUCUGCUAGCAGGAGUUGCAUCAUUGUGUCAACUGGUAACUUUUUGGAGGGUUGUUUUUUUUCUCCUGUGAGUAAAGUAGUGCUCUAGUUCAGGGGUUCUCAAACUUCAUUGCACCACGACCACCUUCUGACAACAAAUUACUACAGAAUCCCAGGAGCGGGGACUGAAACCUGAGCCCGCCAAAGCCCUGCCACCCUGGAGGGAGUGCAAUGCCCCACUGCCUCAGGCUGGGGGGCCAAAGUCCAAGGGCUUUAGCCACAGGCAGGAGGCCUGUAACCUUAGUCCUGCUGCCCAGGACAGAAGCCCUUGGGCUUUGGCUUUGGCCCUGGGCCCCAGCAAGUCUAAGCCAGCCCUGGCGACCCCAUUAAAAUGGGGUCGCGACCCACUUUGGGGUCCUGACCCACAGUUUGAGAACUGCUGCUCUAGUUGUAAAUAAAUUUGCAUUCAUAAAUAUUUUGUAUACACUACACAUAUAAAUGUGUUGGCCGUAAUGUAAAUAUUUUUUAUUAUGCCAAAAAUACUGUAACAUCCUGUUGUAAUCUUGAGAACUGGCUAUCAAACCAUAAAGAUUUGUUCCGAUUAGGUUUUGUGGAUCUGAAAGCUUGUUUCUUCAGGGAUAGAUCUAUCCUUUCAUGCUGGGAAGAAGUGGAUGUGUAGGCAUGUCAGUGAAAUUGUCACCCUAGUGAAUAGCAUUGAUUUACAUACAGCUGUGUAUGCCUCUGGCUUGACAGUAUACAUGUAAACUGCUCCCUCUUCAUUACAUGGUCGGGGUUCUUGGGCACCAAGUUUGACCCACUUACAUCUGUUUGAAAAGUUCUGUAAUUUGUAGGAAACACUACCUCCAUUUUUCAUGGAGCAUGAAGUCUCACAGAAACCCUGAAGUAACAAACCAGAGCCUAAUCUCGACUUUCCCAGGAGUUCUUGUAAGCAGCGAGCAAAACAAGAUUAAAAUGGCAUGCCUUGGCAAUAUCCCGAAUAUGCAAAAUGACUUUUCUUCAUAGUCAUCUGGGAAAGUAGUGUUAGGUGUGAAAAAUCAAUGAGCUCUGAGUAGCUCCUGUCUUUAGACUCUGCCAAGAUCUAAAAUGUCCUCAUAAAAAGGCCUUUCUAUGCCAUAUAUGGCAGAGAGCUCUGGCUGGAUGACCUGAUACUCUGCUACCUGUAGGGCCGACUUGCCCUGGUUAUGGUCAGUGAGCUGCACCGAUACAGGCAGCUAGUAUAGUGCACUUCCAAGUAAAGUUAAGCCGCACCAAUGCAAAUACCAGCUUAGUGUAGACAGACAACUUGGCUACUGUUUUCACCAGUGCAACUUUCUCCCUACUUGGAAGUGGUAUACAAAUCACGGCUUAUAGCAUUUUUUCCUGUCUUGAGGAGAUGUUUGCACAAGUGGCUGGUCACAGAUGGUUGAAAUAUGCAGUGCAGACAAGACCUUAGUCUCCCAAAAAAAAAAAAA